Molecule: messenger RNA, 1567 nt
Organism: Sceloporus undulatus (fence lizard)
Lineage: Eukaryota; Metazoa; Chordata; Lepidosauria; Squamata; Phrynosomatidae
Gene: HDAC8
Product: histone deacetylase 8
Exons: 11
Coding region: 34-1167 (377 amino acids)
Molecular function (GO): histone deacetylase activity
Source: RefSeq, a predicted model, not a curated record
UGGGCGCGGCGCGUGCGUUCCGUCUGGGCGCCAAUGGCGGCGGCGGCGGCGGAGGUCCCUCUUCUUCCGGCGCCGGAGUGCUGCUACGUGUUCAGCGCGGAGUACGUGGCGCGGUGCGACGCUCUCUGCAAAGUGCCCCAGAGGGCCAGCAUGGUGCAUUCCUUGAUCAGAGCCUACUCACUGCUCAACCACAUGAGGAUUGUCCAGCCCAAAGUGGCUUCCAUGGAGGAGAUGGCCACCUUCCAUACCGAUGGCUACUUGCAGCAUCUGCAGAAGGUCAGCGAAGAGGGCGACGAUGACCAUCCGGAAUCUGGAGAAUAUGGACUGGGCUAUGACUGCCCAACCACAGAAGGGAUCUUUGACUAUGCGGCGGCCGUGGGGGGAGCCACCAUCACAGCCGCCCGGUGCUUGGUGGAUGGCAAGUGCAAGGUGGCCAUCAACUGGCCAGGAGGCUGGCAUCACGCCAAGAAAGAUGAAGCUUCUGGUUUCUGUUACCUGAACGAUGCUGUCCUGGGCAUCUUACAGCUGCGCAAGAAGUUUGACCGUGUUCUCUACAUCGACCUUGAUUUGCAUCAUGGGGACGGUGUAGAAGAUGCCUUUAGCUUCACCCCCAAAGUCAUGACGGUGUCUCUGCAUAAAUUUUCACCCGGAUUUUUCCCAGGAACGGGAGACGUGACGGACGUGGGCCUGGGGAAGGGGCGCUACUACAGCGUCAAUGUGCCCAUCCAGGACGGCAUCCAGGACGAGCGAUACUACCAGAUCUGUGAGACGGUGCUGAAGGAGGUCUAUGUGGCGUUCAGCCCUGAAGCCGUAGUCCUACAGUUGGGGGCAGACACCAUCGCUGGGGAUCCCAUGUGCUCAUUCAACCUGACCCCCGAAGGGAUUGGCAAAUGCCUGAGAUACGUCUUGCAAUGGCAGCUCCCGACCCUCAUUCUGGGAGGAGGGGGCUACCAUCUUGCUAACACAGCCAGGUGCUGGACAUAUUUGACAGCAGUCAUUCUCGGGAGAACGUUAUCCUCAGAGAUCCCAGAUCACGAGUUCUUCACAGAAUAUGGCCCAGAUUAUGUCUUGGAAAUCACGCCAAGUUGCAGACCGGAUCGCAACGAACCAAAGAGAAUCCAAGAAAUCCUCAGCUGUGUGAAAGGAAACCUGAAGCACGUGGCGUAGCCGGCCCUGUCUCCAUCCGUGCCAAACGCCUCAUGGACCAGAAAGUGUCACGAUGGAGCAGUCAGGGGCUGCUGGGGGGAUCUGAAGAAAGAGCCACGUUGGGGCUCCUGAUGUUGCUGGCCGUGAUCCUCGGGGAGAUCUCUGUGACCUACGGACCAACCACCGCUGCCGAUGUUUCUGUUUUUCUGAAGGAGUUGGUUCUCUGGUUCUGAUGCAUCUGAAGAGGGCUUGGCUCUUUCGGUCUAACUGGUCGCCUCCUCCUUUGGGAUCAGCUGUUAGGAGGUUGGGGGGCAAUUGUACAGUUGGAGGGAGCGGGGAGCAACGUCCCUGCCUCUUUUGCUGCCUGGAAGGAGGCUGUUUUGGAAAGCUGUUUGCCUUGAACAAUAAAGUGUUUGAUAUA